AUGGCGGGAGCUAGAGGCAGGGCCACAGUGGCUACUACAACCUGCAACAACACAGCCAAAAUAGUGGACGCAGAGCGGGCCCCCGACAAGACGGAGGACAAUCCUGACAUCUUGGCCAGGCUGGACAGGAUAUUCUACAAUUUCUGGUGCAAGCUGGAGAGUAAGCUGCACCAACCUGUCUGGAGCCAGUCAGAUGACCACUCGCUGCACAAGCCGACCCCGGUCAUGAAGCAGAAAACCGCAGUGACGACACCCCGUCAAGCCCUAACAUGGCGGCGGGGCAGGAAACGUGCCUCGCUGAGAGGCUCAACUACCCAUCUGGGUAGUUUACCAAAGGGUAAAAGCUUACCUUAG
Pelobates cultripes (western spadefoot toad) is the source of this 354-nucleotide messenger RNA. NCBI's taxonomy places the organism in Eukaryota, Metazoa, Chordata, Amphibia, Anura, Pelobatidae. The record is from the annotation of a GenBank genome assembly.